Messenger RNA from Sphenostylis stenocarpa, 1707 nucleotides. The record is from the annotation of a GenBank genome assembly. Lineage: Eukaryota; Viridiplantae; Streptophyta; Magnoliopsida; Fabales; Fabaceae.
AUGGAAGGCCUCUCACAAAUGGAAAGUGUGAUAGAAGAACCCCUUCUGAGAAAGCAGAAUUGCAAUGCCAAGGGUGGCUUCAGAACCUUACCUUUCAUCAUAGCAAAUGAAGCCUUUGAGAGACUGGCUAGCCUUGGGCUAAUGCCUAACAUGAUAUUGUACUUGACAAAAGUGUAUGGCAUGCAAACUGCAGGAGCCACUAAUUUUCUCCUGCUAUGGUCUGCUGUCUCAAAUUUCACCCCAUUCAUUGGGGCUGUGCUUGCAGACUCCUAUGUGGGUCGAUAUUCCAUGAUUGCUUUUGGAUCUGUUGCAAGCCUACUGGGGAUGAUUCUUCUGUGGCUAACAACUUUGAUUCCUUUGUCAAAGCCAUUUUGCAACCAAUUUACCGACAGCUGCGAUAACUCUCCUACAACAAUUCACCUUUUGAUCUUGCAUUCUUCUUUUGCCCUAAUGUCCAUUGGAGCUGGAGGCAUAAGAUCAUCCUCCUUGGCCUUUGGUGUGGAUCAGUUGAGUAAGAGGGACAAAGAGGCAGGAAUCCGAGAGAGCUACUUCAGCUGGUACUAUGCUGCUGUUUCAGUGGCAUCAUUGAUAGGUUUAACUGUUGUUGUCUAUAUUCAAGAUUAUAUGGGAUGGGCAAUGGGAUUUGGAGUUCCCGUUAUCCUAAUGUUAAUAGCAACUGUAUCAUUUUUCUUAGCUUCUCCGUUUUAUGUAAUGGCGGAGGUUAAAAGGAACAUGCUUAGUGGCGUAGCACAGGUCCUUGUAGCCUCAUACAAAAAUAGAUUUCUCCAGUUACCACUGGAGACCGAGGAUGGUACAUACCACCUAGAGAAGGAUUCUGAUCUCCUAAUGCCAACUCAAAAAUUAAGGUUUCUCAACAAAGCAUGCAUAAUCAGAGAUCCCUUACAAGAUCUAACUGCAGAGGGAAGAGCUAUGAAUCCAUGGAAUCUUUGCACAGUAGACCAAGUGGAAGAACUCAAGGCACUUGUCAAGGUAGUUCCCAUUUGGUCAACAGGAAUCAUGAUGGGUGUGAACAUGAGUCAGGGUUCCUUUCUGGUACUAGAGGCAUCCUCCAUGAACCGCCACAUUACUUCAAACUUCGAAAUUCCUCCUGGCUCCUUUAUGUCAUUUAUGAUAGUAUCUCUAGUACUUUGGGUUAUAAUCUAUGACCGCAUUUUAGUCCCUGUGGUAUCAAAGAUAAAAGGGUGUCCGGCAAACAUAGGAGCAAAGCAAAAAAUAGGAACUGGUCUUUUAACUAGUUGCACAGCAAUUGCAAGCCUUGCAAUUGUGGAGAGCUUUAGACGCAAAAUUGCUAUUGAGCAAGGGUAUUCAGAUGAACCAGAAGCUGUGGUGAAUAUGUCUGCUUUGUGGCUUUUGCCACGCCAAAUCCUUAAUGGUUUGGCUGAGGGCUCAUGUGUAAUAGGACAGAAUGAGUUUUUCCUCUCUGAGCUACCUUCAUCAAUGUCUAGUCUUGCUUCCACUCUUAAUGGCCUUGGAUCUUCUGUUGCAAGUUUGAUAGCAAGUUUCAUUCUGAGUGUUGUGGACAAGGUUACUGGAGGUGGAGGAUAUGGGAGUUGGGUUUCAAGCAACAUAAACAAGGGUCAUUAUGAUUACUACUACAGUCUUAUUUGUGCUUUGAGCUUUCUAAAUUUUAUAUAUUUUCUCUACUGUAGUAAAUCUUAUGGUCCUUGUAAGAACAGAAGAAAGUAG